CUCUGAACACAAUCGAGAACUCCAAAAGUUGGGGCAGCAAGCCCUCAAAGCCCAGUCACAUCUGCAUCUGCAUUGAUCGAGGCCCAGAGAACUUACGAAGAAUCCCCGUAUUUGUAAUUCAACGUGGUUUGCCAAACUGAAUGACGCUCGCCGAGGGGCAUUUCCCAUGGGCUAAUAAGAGCUCUCCUGCCACACUGAAACGCGUAGCCAUGAUGACGGAAAGCUCUAGACCACGUUAUUCAAAGACCCUCUGACGCAAUUCAGCUUCAAUUCAGACUUCACCUCACAAAACAGCAUUGAAUCUUUCCAGAACCAAUAACAAUCUCAAAACAAACAUCAGCCACAAUGUCUUCAAGCAUCAAACCCCUCAUCCUGCACGCCCAUGGCACCGGCCCAAAUCCUUUCAAGGUCGCAGCAGUCCUGGAGUCAUUGAACAUCCCAUACGAAGUCAAGCUUUGGCAAUUCGGGGAUGCUGCGAAUGGCGUGAAAGGCGCCCAAUUCACCAAGAUCAAUGAGAAUGGCCGUGUUCCUGCACUCGAAGAUCCCAACACUGGUGUUACAAGCUGGGAAUCCGGUGCAGUGAUGAACUAUAUCCGACGAGUGUACGACAAGCAGAACAAACUUGGACCAAGAUCCUCCUCGGAACAAGACAUCGUAGAUUUCGAGAAGUGGGAAUACUUCUUGCUAUCAACCUUGGGACCUAUGAUGGGCCAAGUCAACUGGUUCCGCCACUACCACUCCUCCAAAAACGACGACGCACUCAAGCGUUACGAAGAACAAGCAUACCGCUGCUUCGGCGUUCUCGAUGGUCAACUCAAGAAACACGGCGGACCUUUCAUCCUCCCAGGUAACUCAGUCUCCGCCGUAGAUUUCCAUUUCUACCCAUGGGUCUAUCAGCACAACUUCGCAGGAUUGAGCAUGGACUCUUAUCCGAAUGUGAAGAAAUGGAUAGAGCAAGUCUCUGCUUUGCCAGAAAUUAAGGCAGCUUAUGAGAAGAUUCCAAAGGGAAAGGAGGUUUAGAGUAAAGG
Molecule: messenger RNA, 1028 nt
Organism: Cercospora beticola
Lineage: Eukaryota; Fungi; Ascomycota; Dothideomycetes; Mycosphaerellales; Mycosphaerellaceae
Product: glutathione S-transferase family protein
Source: RefSeq, a predicted model, not a curated record